Messenger RNA from Cyclocybe aegerita, 666 nucleotides. The record is from the annotation of a GenBank genome assembly. NCBI's taxonomy places the organism in Eukaryota, Fungi, Basidiomycota, Agaricomycetes, Agaricales, Hemipholiotaceae.
AUGCCUGAUCAAAUGAAACCCUUCCAGAUCGAAUCUGACACCUCCAAGUUUGCCUCUGGAGCCAUCCUCACCCAACUCAACGAAAACGGACUACGACAUCCCUGCACCUUUUACUCGCAGUUGUUCUCUCCCACCAAAAGAAACUAUCAAGUUUACGAACAAGAACUCCUUGGCAUCAUACGAGCGCUUAAGGAAUGGAGACACUAUAUCCAAGGUGCUCCUUAUGACACAAUGGUCUUUUCAGACCAUCAGAACCUCCAAUAUUGGAAAGCCCCCCAAGACCUUAACCGACGACAAGCCCGAUGGCACCUCUACCUAUCCGAAUUCGAUCUCAAACUUGUCCACAUGCCAGGCACUAAAAUGAUCCAAUCCAAUGCACUCUCUCAACACCCGGAUCACUGCCCUGAAGAAGACAAUGACAACGAGCAAAUCACCAUGCUCCCUGCUCAAGUCUUUAUCAAUCUCAUCGAUGUCGACCUCCAGAAGAAGAUCACCAACUCUCCUAACUUCGACUAUGAUGCCACCUCUGCCAUCAAACUCCUGCUCAACUCUGAUCUCCCACAUGUCAAAGAAUCCCUAUGUGACUGGACCUUUGAAAUGGUCAAAGACAAACCCCUUCUUUUCUACCAAGGAAAGAAUUACAUUCCCAAAGACAUUGAAAUCUGA